Molecule: messenger RNA, 861 nt
Organism: Penicillium arizonense
Lineage: Eukaryota; Fungi; Ascomycota; Eurotiomycetes; Eurotiales; Aspergillaceae
Product: ribosylnicotinamide kinase
Exons: 3
Coding region: 1-861 (286 amino acids)
Cellular component (GO): cytoplasm
Source: RefSeq, a predicted model, not a curated record
AUGUCCCAAGAAUCGCCCCAAAAGGCAACCAUAAUCGGAAUAUCCGGCCCAUCAAGCAGCGGCAAAACAACUCUCGCCCGCCUCCUCCAACGCAUCUUCUGCGGGGUGAAUCUGGCCCACGGCAAUGCCAAUGCCAAUGCCAAUACCCACCUAAACACCUUUAUAAUCCACGAAGAUGAUUUCUAUUUCCCGGAUGAUCAAAUCCCAACAGUAACCCUCCCAUCGGGCAAACAAAUCCAAGACUGGGACACAGCCUCAGCAAUCGACAUCCCCUUCCUCUCAAAAGCACUCACCUACGUCCGGCAAAAUGGAACACUACCACCCCGCCUGCGCAGUAAAGAAGACCAGAAUGAUAAAGCGGAUAGCGGGGUUCCAGAUGGGGUAGUCCGUGAAUUGAGGGAUAUGGUCGAGAGAUCUUUAUCCUCCUUGUCCUCGUCAGAGCAAGGGAUGGUGCAGACAGUUGCGUUCCUGGAGGGGUUUUUGCUGUUUAGUCCGCCGGUUGAUACAUCUACAAACGAGGCGCAGAAGAAGAAGCAACAUAUCCUCCGUCCAGUACACGACGCUAUAAACUUACACCUUUUCCUACCGGCGUCGUAUGAGCUCGUUAAAGCGAGGCGGGAGGGGAGGAGUGGGUAUGUGACUAUUGGGCCUGCGCCUGAUGUAUCUGACGCCACCAAUACCAACACUACGAAUAACGAAUCCGGUGAUGUCGACCUCGAAGCCGAAGAUGAUCGUCCCCCGCAGAACUUUUGGACGGAUCCGCCUGGGUAUGUGGAUGAUAUUGUUUGGCCGCGGUAUGUGGAGGAUCAUUCUUGGUUGCUUAUUGCGGAUGAGAAGGAGGGUGGAAGCGGGAAUGAUUAG